CUUUCUUCUCUCGGUAGGAAGAGAAAAAAAAAUCAGAUUUUGCAAAAACAAAAUUUAGGGUUUAAGAAAUCUUUCUUGAGUGAGUUUCGAGCUUCUUCCGAAGAACAGUUCCAACUUCAGCAGCCAUGGCGAGCACCAAAGUUCAGAGGAUUAUGACUCAACCUAUUAAUCUGAUCUUCAGGUUUCUCCAAAGUAAAGCUCGGAUUCAGAUUUGGCUUUUCGAGCAAAAAGAUUUGAGGAUUGAGGGACGUAUUACUGGUUUUGAUGAGUACAUGAAUUUGGUGCUGGAUGAAGCUGAGGAAGUAAGCAUCAAGAAGAAGACUAGAAAACCACUUGGAAGGAUUUUGCUUAAAGGAGACAACAUAACUCUGAUGAUGAACGCCGGGAAGUGAUGUCUGUUGCAAUGGAGGAAUGAUCUAACUAUAUCGGAUGGUUUAAGAGUUCUUGUUUCCUCUCUUGUUUCCUUUGGGAAUUGUUGUCUUUUUGCUUACUGUCAAAUUGAAAAAAUUCACUUGCAAAACCUUUCAUAAGAAAAAAAAAGUUUCUUACAUAGAAAACUCAAAUCCAA
Molecule: messenger RNA, 568 nt
Organism: Camelina sativa (false flax)
Lineage: Eukaryota; Viridiplantae; Streptophyta; Magnoliopsida; Brassicales; Brassicaceae
Biological process (GO): mRNA splicing, via spliceosome
Cellular component (GO): spliceosomal complex
Molecular function (GO): RNA binding
Source: RefSeq, a predicted model, not a curated record